Messenger RNA from Hibiscus syriacus, 1586 nucleotides. RefSeq names its product probable beta-1,3-galactosyltransferase 12. NCBI's taxonomy places the organism in Eukaryota, Viridiplantae, Streptophyta, Magnoliopsida, Malvales, Malvaceae. Gene Ontology annotation, molecular function: hexosyltransferase activity. Gene Ontology annotation, cellular component: Golgi membrane. The record is from RefSeq and is a predicted model, not a curated record.
GUGAGUGACUGGUGUUAAAAAUCUACAGGAUCUUCAAUACUAUUUCUACUAUAUUUUCUCACACCCAUCCUCCCAUAAUUCACCAAAAAUGCCCCUUUUCUCUCACCGCUCCUCCGCCAGCUCCGGCGGCCCUGUAAGCGGUGAUCCGCUACCUUACUUCUACUCUUCAAAGCCUGUAAAGCCAUCGAAGCCCUUUUACUCAUUUUCAUCAACUCGGACUCCCUUGCCGCUUCUCGCCUUUUCACUCCUCUGCCUCUUCAUCGGUCUCGCCGGCACACUCUUCGCCGUCUCCUCCAUCCACCGCAACCAACCCUUACCUGUCUUCCGAUGUGGUAAAUCUGAGGACACUUUCCGAGCCUUUUAUUCCUCAGAUUCCGCAAAACACGGUGAUGACAGUAAUAGAGGCUUAGGAUCGCCCAAGCUUCUCGGGUUCGUCGGCAUCCAAACCGGGUUCGAAUCGGGUGAACGCCGAGCUGCCCUUCGUAGCACCUGUUUCCCUUCCGACCCGGAGGACCUUUUGAGGCUGGAGCAAGCUACCGGUCUGGGUUUCAGAUUUGUGAUAGGGAAAUCAAAAGAUGCGAAGAAAAUGGCAAUGCUUGAGAAAGAGAUUGAAAAGUACAGAGAUUUCAUGUUGAUAGAUGUUGAAGAAGAGUAUCUUAAGCUUCCUUACAAAACAGUAGCAUUCUUCAAAGCAGCUUUUAAGCUAUUUGAAGCAGAUUAUUAUGUCAAAGCUGACGAUGACAUUUAUUUGCGUCCAGAUCGGCUUGCGACUCUUCUUGCGAAGGAACGAACCCAUUCCAUGACUUACAUUGGGUGCAUGAAAAAGGGACCUGUGAUCACUGAUCCUAAAUUGAAAUGGUAUGAGAAAUCAGGACAUCUGAUUGGAAAUGAGUAUUUCUUGCAUGCUUAUGGUCCUAUAUAUGUUCUCUCUGCAGAGGUGGUGGCUUCAUUGGCAGCUGCUAGGAAUAACAGUUUGAGGAUGUUCAACAAUGAGGAUGUGACUAUUGGAUCGUGGAUGCUAGCCAUGAACGUGCAUCAUGAAGAUAACAGAGCAAUAUGUGAUCCUAGAUGUACACCUACAUCAAUAGCAGUCUGGGAUAUCCCAAGAUGCUCAGGUUUAUGCAAUCCGGCUAGCAAACUUAAGGAGCUUCACAAGAUCGGAAUGUGCUCCAAAAGCCCUACAUUGCCACCUGAUGACGUAUAAUACCCUGUUGGCUUGAAUUUAGGCGGGACCAUGAUCGUGCAAGGUCGGUCCGUUUCUUAAAGCUCUUAAAGCAACCUCGAAUGCGAUAAAUGGUGUUCUUAUUGGUAAAACUAUCUAAAGCAUUCUAUUCUUUUAACACGUGCCACGAUGAAGCUAUGGGAAACAGGGAGGGUUAUGCAUUAGAAGCAUUAGAGGAGGGGAGUGAUAGAGAGAGGGUUAUGCAGGGACUAGUUAGCAGUUUGAAGAGAUUAGAUAUUGAAUUUAAGAUUGUAGUGUUUGUAUUCAUUUGAUCCUAUAGGGUUUCUUUGAGGUACAAUUAUCAUUCCAUUAUGCUCAAAAUGAUAAAUUUGUAUUCGUAUUGAUAAUAUAAUCAUUUUACCAA